Messenger RNA from Carcharodon carcharias (great white shark), 4742 nucleotides. RefSeq names its product acyl-CoA (8-3)-desaturase-like. The coding region runs from base 165 to 1478 and encodes 437 amino acids. Gene Ontology annotation, cellular component: membrane. Gene Ontology annotation, molecular function: oxidoreductase activity, acting on paired donors, with oxidation of a pair of donors resulting in the reduction of molecular oxygen to two molecules of water. Gene Ontology annotation, biological process: lipid metabolic process. The transcript is spliced from 12 exons. NCBI's taxonomy places the organism in Eukaryota, Metazoa, Chordata, Chondrichthyes, Lamniformes, Lamnidae. The record is from RefSeq and is a predicted model, not a curated record.
GGAAAUGUAGGCGGGGAGACAGGAGAGCGCGCUCGAUCUGAGACACAGGCUGGCCGGGGAGUGAGGGGAAGCGGGGAGAAACUGAGACACAGCCCGGGUAGGUAGGGAGGAUCUGAGACACAGUCCAGGGGAGGGAUAAGAAGCCAUUGCCUGGGCUUUGAGUGAUGGGCUUGAGCACAGAGUGUGAACGCGGCAGGUUCUUUACCUGGGAGGAAGUGCAGAAGCACUGUACCCGCAGCGACCGCUGGCUGGUGAUCCACAGAAAAGUCUAUGAUAUCAGCGAGUUCAGCAAAAGGCACCCGGGAGGCGCCCGAGUGAUCGGGCACUACGCGGGGCAGGACGCUACGGAUCCUUUCAUUGCCUUUCAUGUUGAUAAGUCGUUGGUGAGCAAAUACCUGAAAUCACUGCUGAUCGGAGAGCUUGCUCCUGACCAACCCAGCUUGGAAUCAUGGAAAAAUAAACCGGUAACAGAAGAUUUCCAGGAACUUCGUGCCCUUGUGGAAAGGACAAACCUCCUAAAGCCAAAUAAGUUGUUCUUUGCUGGACUGCUAGCACACCUCCUGCUCCUCGAUGCUGCAGCCUGGCUCACCCUGUGGUAUUUUGGCACCUCCCUUGUCCCCUUUCUGGUCAGCACAGCUCUUCUGGCUAUUGUGCAGGCACAGGGUGGUUGGCUACAGCAUGACUUUGGGCAUCUCUCUGUGUUCAGUAAGUCCAAGUGGAACCAUCUUGUCCACAAGUUUAUCAUCGGUCACUUGAAGGGUGCUCCAGCUAGCUGGUGGAACCACCUCCACUUUCAGCAUCAUGCCAAACCCAAUUGCUUCCGCAAAGAUCCCGACAUCAACAUGCAUCCCAUCUUCUUUGUCCUGGGAAAGAAACUCUCAGUUGAGGUGGGGAAGCAGAAAAAGAAAUAUAUGCCAUAUCAGUACCAACACAAGUAUUUCUUCCUGAUUGGACCUCCAGCACUGCUCCCCCUCUACUUCCAAUGGUACAUCUUUUACUUUGCUGUACAACGGAGGCAGUGGGUGGACUUGGCCUGGAUGGUGUCUUUCUACAUCCGCAUCAGCCUGACUUACAUCCCACUGCUCGGCAUUCAAGGUUUCCUGAUGAUGUUCUUUCUUGUGAGGUUUGUGGAAAGUAAUUGGUUUGUGUGGGUGACUCAGAUGAAUCACAUUCCCAUGAUGAUUGACCAUGAUCAGAAAGAAGACUGGUUGACCAUGCAGUUGCAUGCCACUUGUAACGUCCAUCAAUCCUUCUUCAAUGACUGGUUCACAGGUCACCUCAACUUCCAGAUUGAGCAUCACCUGUUUCCCACAAUGCCAAGGCACAACUUCUACAAGGUGGCACCAUUGGUAAGGUCACUCUGUGCAAAACAUGGCUUGGAGUACCAGUCCAAGCCUUUAUUCACCGCCUUCGCAGACAUAGUGCACUCCUUGAAAGACUCUGGGGAGCUCUGGUUGGAUGCAUACCUACACAAGUGAUUGAUCACACCAAGCAACUAACUACACAUUCCAAACGGCUGCUGCCUUGCAAAUAGGAAAGAAAGAAGGUUUCCAAAGGAGCGGCUGCCAUUUUGUAUACAUUGUGCCAAGUGCCACAGAAGAAAUGCCCAUAUUCUUAAUUCUGAUGGGAUACAAUUAGUGUUAAAUGAACUGAAAUAAUGUCAGUAGGAAUCAAAAGAAGAUUCUGUUCUAAAUAAAUAAUACAUUUGGGAAUUGACUUUUUGCUCAUCAGGGGAUUCUAGUGCUAGAGAAUGGAAUGUUUUCCAUUCCAGUCACCCAGGACUUAAUUUUUAGGCCCCGAGGGAGGCCUGCCUACUGGUUUACUAGCUUCAUCCCAUCAGACCCAUUUUCCUGGAGGUGGGACAAGAUGGUGGUGGGGUAGGGGGGGGGGUGGGAGAACUAUCCGCCCACAAGCAGCGAGUUGCCGGUUGAGAGCCUGAAAGGCCUGUUGUCAGAGGCUGACUGGGGUUUUCCAGUUGAUCUCUGGGUUCCCCAAGGUGUCAGGGAACCCAGCCAGUUGCCUGGAGGCAUCUUUCCAGCAGCAGACUGGGUGCUUACACUCCAGGCAGGCUUUGAGGCUCUCCUGCUUGCCUGGCAUACUGCAGCGGCAAGCUACCAUUGAGGAGGGAUUGCCCCCCCUCCACCUCCCCAAAACAAUGGUGGCCCAGCUGCUAAGGGCAUUUUUUUUCUUUAAAACUUUUUAAAAUGUUGGAGAAAGUGUGCCUCCAUCUUGAGGCACCCUCUCUCAUACUUGCCUGAAAAGGUAGCCUGCUGUUUCUUCAGUGCUGCAGGGCCUCCUAUUGGCCCUCCAGCUUCAAGAGCCUACCCACCCGCAGUCCUUAAUUGGCUGCGAGCUUGCCCUCUGGCCACUAAUUGGUCAGUUUGGGGGAAAUCAUUGCUGGGUGGCUAUUCCUCACCUAGUGCGGGCUUCUGACCACUGACCACACCCCCCCCCCCCACCCACCCACUUUUGACCAUGACAUCAGGGCCCUGAGACCAGGAGAGAAAAUUCUGCCUCCAGUGCCACUGCCAAGCAUUGUCAGGUCAAGUAUAACACUGUUAGAUGAGCAGUGAAGCUCUCUUUCACUCUGCCCUUACAAUGUGCCUCACCCACAAUCUCAGAAAAGUGCGCCCUACUGCACCAAUGUAACAAGUUUCCAUUUCUCAGUCCCACUACUUUGCCAAUUUUGUGCUGUAGGUCCAUGCCCUCUGUGAACUGGAAUGAAGUUGACUAGAUGCAUGUGAUGCUAACCCCAUACAGCCAGCAGUGAGAGGACCCUUUCAUCCCAAAUGCCAAAGGUGCAGCAAAGUGUAAACACACUGCAGCAGCCAAGUCUAUAGCCCAACAAUUACCGCUAGUGACUUAAUUUCUCUAUGUUACUGGAAGCAUUAUUCUGUUUAUUCUAAAAUGGCUAGCACUUCCACUAAAACUGGACAGAGUUAUAAAAAUUAAGUGCCUAUCCCCUAAUAGCACAGCAGUAAUUUUUUUGGCUUAUGUGAGAUUUCUGGUUAUGUGGCCAUGAUUAGUUGUAACAGCCUGUCUCUGGAAUUAUAUAUUAAUCAAUGGAGGAAUUCAGCAAUAAUAACCAAGACUGCAUUCAUCAAUGGCGUGCUGGAUAUCUGCUAGUUUAUCAGCAUUUCAAGAUAGGUGUGAAAAUGAAGUUGCAUGAUUACUGCUGGUCGUUGAGAACAGUAGAGGUAAUCUUAAAUUAAGGUGACUCAGGGUAGUCAUUCUACAGUUUCCAUAAUGUGGACCAGACAUUCCAAUUUGGGGAAGGUGGAGGAAAGUGGAGUUGGUGGUAUCCAAGAUUAUUACAAUUAUCCUGGGUUAGUACAGGAAAGGAUGUGUCAUUUCAUUUUUUUAAUUGGGGUUGAUGAGGUUGGGGAUUGUUAAAAGGCUGUUUUAUUAUUUAACUGCAGAGUUGAUUUCAUGUAGUCUCUGAUGGCCUUGAGGCACCACCCAAUGUGUAACUGAAUUAUACAGCACAGGAAAGCUGCCUGUUCAAUGCCUGUUCCAUGUUGAAUCAACUGAUCCCAUUGGGGUAACAGUGGGAGCAUUGCAAUUGGUCUCAGUGCUCCAAUGACAGGGAGGGAAAAAAUAUUCAGCCAGGGUUUGCAAUCAUAAUUGACCCUUGUAGGAAAGCGCAUGUGUGGAAGCUGGAUAAGGACUAGAACAGGCUCAACAUGCGAUAAUCCUAUGGUUGAAUAAUUUACCAACAUUCACUCUCGGUUCAUUGAAGAAAUAUGACCAAAUGGCGUAGGCAACCUGGAACCAUACCCAAUGAGAGUCAGCACCAUCGACAUAAACAGAUGUUAGCUGUUGCAAUUAAUUUCUAGUAUGCACACAUUAGAUAUGUAUUUGCACACAGUUGAUAACGGUGCACAAUCAUUUGAACUCUCAGAUCCAUGUACCCAUGUUCACACAUGUUUGUGUACACUGAUUCAAUCACAGCCACUCACUGGCACUACUAGUUGUGAGGACAUCUCCUGAAUGAGGCCCAUUCACUUGCCUUAGGACUGAGGGCUGCAGUGGAUGAGUGCUUCACUGAAACAGACAGUUUCCUUUUCUUUUCUGACGGAAUUGGCUCUUGUCGGAUUCAGUUCCACAGGCUCCAGCAGCCCCUUUUCAUCCAUAGCCUCAUCCUGCACGAGUGAGGCUCAAUAAUAAAUUUCUUGUUGGACAGUAGGGGUGGGGCAACAUAGCCAACUCCAAUCCUGUUCAGCCCUGUCAGUCAGGCAGGUGAGCUUUCGGUUGGUGACCAGGAAAAGGAAUUCUGGCUGAUUUUCAUAGCCAUGGCCCUAAGAUUGAAACCAGCUGUGACAUCCACCUUGUUGCCCCUGCCUCAUCUGCUUCCCCCCCAAGCAAUGAUCAGGUAACUUCCCACAGACAGUGGAUUGAACCUUGGUCUGUAAAGCUCAGUACCACAGCAGGCAGUGCACUUAAAUCAUCAGGCCAUCGGUUAAUGAAUGUUCUAACAGGUAUUGACGCUAUGGUGCUGGUUUUCUGAUCAUAAUGCUGGUGAUAACCAACUAAGAUUAAUUGGGUUAGCAUCAAUAUUAUGAGCAGCAAACCUAGGCCUAUAAUUCUGAGGGCCAAAUCGAAAGAGCUUUGUUCUUAGAAUCAGUUUGUUGGGUACUGUUUAUUGUAUUAAAGGUAUCACACUGAAUGAAUCUAAGCUUGUGUAAUGUUUUUCAGCUGAUAUCUAGCACUUUUACACUGAAUAAAAAAGCAAUUAUACAUCA